Molecule: messenger RNA, 4334 nt
Organism: Labeo rohita (rohu)
Lineage: Eukaryota; Metazoa; Chordata; Actinopteri; Cypriniformes; Cyprinidae
Gene: rai14
Product: retinoic acid induced 14
Exons: 18
Coding region: 267-3236 (989 amino acids)
Molecular function (GO): actin binding
Source: RefSeq, a predicted model, not a curated record
ACAAUCAGAGGCAGCGCGAGCACCACUUGAAUGGAUUGUUGUCGGUGAAUAACUUUGCUCCUGGUUUCUCCCCCUGUUGCCCACCGCCGCUGUUUUCUGCCGUUUUUCUUCUAAUAUCUGCGAGUCCAAAUAGCACUACAUGGUUUAUGAAGCACUUAACACCACUCGGAAAAGUGUGUUAGCAACAAACCCCUGAGGUCUGUGUGUCCGGCUUAACUUUUGCAAAGUGGGUGUCCUGGGAUCUGUUGGAAUCUGAAUGGACUAAUAUGAAGAGCCUGAAGGCAAAGUUUAGGAAAAGUGAUGCCCAUGAAUGGAACAAGAACGAUGAGCGUCUCCUCAGUGCAGUGGAGCAUGGAGAAGCAGAUAAAGUCACCUCCCUCCUGUCGAAGAAAGGAGCCUGUCCCACCAAGCUUGACAGCGAGGGCAAGUCUGCUCUGCAUGUAGCAGCCACACGAGGUCAAGCUGAGUGCCUUGCUGUCAUCCUGGCUCACGGGGCUGAUGUAUCUCUACAGGACGCGUCAGGGUUUACUGCUUUACACCUUGCUGCCAAAAACAACCAUCCUGAGUGUGCCAAAAAGUUGCUUCAGACUAAGUGUGUGGUGGAUACGCAGGAUAGCACAGGGAGGACGGCUCUCCAUCACGCAGCUGCCAGCGGAGACACUGUGAUAGUUCAGCUUCUGUGCGAGCACAAGUGUCACGUCAAUCUUAAGGACUCGGAUGGCUUCACACCCCUGCUUUUGUCAGCCAGGCAUGCACACACAGAGGUCUGCCAAAGUUUAUUGGACUGGGGCGCUGACAUCAACGCUAGAGACAAAAAUGGCAGAACUGCAGUGCUGUUGGCCAGUGAGAGCAGCUGUCCAGCCGCUGUUGAGCUGCUGGUGCAGAGGGGAGCUGACCUGCAAAUGGUGGACUCGUUGGGACAUGACGUGCUCCAUUAUGCUAAACUGUCGGGCAGCAGCGAGGUCCAAACCAUUCUCAAUACAGCCCUACACAGACAGCAGUCUGAGUCAGAUAAGACUUCAGCAAGAACCCCUCAGCAUGGUCAAAAGUUAAAUGAGGACAGAAGCUCCACCCCCAAAAAGAGAAAAGCACCUCCUCCUCCCAUUAGCCCAAUCCAGUCGGCUGGUGUCUUCUCACCACCAUAUUUUACUCCAACUGAAACUCCUUUGUCCAGCAAAAGUGAUUCAUCCAAAAGAUUCAAUUACAAGGAGGAGGAGGAGCUGAAAAGUGCUGUGCUGAAGGAAGAGAUCGAAAAAUUGCAUGAGGAAAAGAGCAUGCUGCUCGAGACCAUUGAAGAUCUGAAGCAGAUUGUGGAGCAGACUGAGCCCAAGAUGGAGUUCUCUGGAAAUGCAGAUUUGACAUUGAUUGCAGCCCUGCAAGCAAAGAUAGCCUCUCUCUCACUGGAAAACCAACAGCUUGCCCAAAUAAUAAAGAAACGUCCAGCUCCUCAAGGAGAGGAAGGCCAGGGAAGUUCCCGUCCAAACAGCAUUGAAUCGAAUGCCUCGUACCACUCCACCCGUGCUGAUUUCGAGCUCUCCAGCGAUGUGCAUAUCCAAACUGGUGACGAAGAGGAUCUUUCAGAGUUGUCUGUUCUGGACAUCAGCGGCUCUCCAAUCAAACAUGAGAUUGAGGAUGACACAAGGCCUAGUGCGGAUAAAGAAAUCAGACUGCUGCGGGAUGCGCUGGAGAAUCUGCAAACUAAACUUCUAGAGUCCAAAAUGGAGAACCGCACCCUUCAAGCAAGACUGAACACUGACUUCGAGAAAAUUGAAGUUGCAUCUAAAAGCAUGGGUGAAGAUACCCAAAAAUGCCAAGAGGAGUUACAAGAGGACAAUGUGGUGCAGAAGUUUCAGUAUUUGAAGAGCUGCCUGGAGCAGGAGGUCAAAGACCUGAAGGAAAAGUUGGCCAUAUCGCAGGAGGAGCAAAAGCAAGAUUCUUGUUUGAUAAAGGACCUCCAGGCUCAGCUCAAAAUGGUCCGUCUGUCUGAGGAAGAGCGUCAAGAACUAAAAAACACCUAUGAUACUUUGGUGGAGGACGUCAACCAGGAGAAAGCGUUGCUGAUCGAGAAGUACAAGGAGUCUCAAGAGGAGAUCAGGAUGCUCCAGGAGGCUCUUCGUGGCACUGUGCCGGUGGAAGCUGCUGCCAAAGACUUUGAGGAGAUGAAGGCAGAGCUCGGCGAGAUUAUCGAUGGGCUGCAGCGACGGCUUUUGGAGCUCUCGAAAUCGUACAGCGAGGCCAAAAGCGAGCUUAGCGCCGCCCGCAACCAGCUGCAGUCCAAAGCUUCAGAGCCUAAGGACAAGGCAGAUGUGGCCUGUGUCACCAAGGAAGAGCAUGAGCAGAAAAUUCAAGAGCUGGUGUUCAAGAUGAAGGACAUGCAGAAAGUAUUGAAGGACACUGAGGCGAAGCAUCAAGCUGCACUUAAAGAAAUAGCCCAGGUUAAACAAGACGCUGAAAACCAGGCACAAUCGUCUGUGGCUAUUGCAGACCACACCCAGGUUGUGGCGUCGUUGGGGAACGCCAUGAAGAACCUUGAGUCAGAAGUUGAAGUUCUUAAAGAGCAGCUUGCCCAGAAGACCUCGCAGGUGGACGCUUUGCAGAGCAGACUGACAGUUAAGAAGGAUGUAACUCCAAAUGAUUCAUUAUCUCGCCUUGAAUAUGAGCAAAUGAGAAAAACGCUGGAGGGUGAGAUAAGUCACCUGAACCACCUACUAAAAGAUGCUCUUAGGAAACAGGAUGAGUUGGCCCUUGAGGUGACCACCGCUUGGCAAGAGGUGAAGGAUGCUAGGAAUGAGAGAGAAGCAGCGCAGGAGCUGGCAGUGUCUAGAGAGCAGGAGUGCAGUGCGUUGAAUACCAAGUACAGGGAGGCUCAGGAGGUCAUUGUCCAGCUUAAGAAGCAGGUGGAAAACCAUGUGAUAUCUGAGCGAGACAAGAAUAAAAAGAUUGAUGAGCUCUCAAAGGAGGUUAUGAAAUUAAAGGAAGCUCUGAACAGCCUUUCACAGCUGUCGUACACCACUAGCACUCCUAAGAGACAACAAAACCAGCAGGUGGACUCGCUCCAGCAGCAGAUCAAACAACUGCAAUAUCAACUUGCUGAGUCAAAGAAACGUCACCAUGAAAUUGUCUCAGUGUACCGGAUGCACCUUCUUUAUGCUGUCCAGGGUCAGAUGGAUGAAGAUGUGCAAAAGGCUUUGAAGCAGAUACUUGUAAUGUGCAAAAUGCCAACCGAGGCCAAGUGAAGGAGCCAGUAUUGCAGUUGUUCAUGAACUGCCAAAAAACAGUGAUCAAAGGAUAUUCAUCUGAGAACUACAGUCCAGAAUCCAUCAAUCAGAAUGACAUGUGUAGUCAAACACUGCAAUUGAAAUCACCAUUGGCUUUUCCCCUGAUGUUUUGGAUACGUAGGAACGAGGAAAACAAUUGAUUUGCACACAAUCUUCUAGCUCACACAGUGCCAGACAAAGAAACACAAUCUACAGUCAAUGAUUUUCAGCAAUCUGUUUUGAAAAUUGGUCUAUUUUUGUACAUUGUCCAAAAAUAUGAUCAGUAUUUAAUCCUGUUGUCAGUUUGCAUUGGGGUAGAAUGCAAAAAAACAAAGCACAGGGUAUGUUUGCCUGCAUAGCAGUCCAUUGCAAUGCACCUUUUACAACCAUGUUUUCUGUGUUUUUCCGCGUAGUGUGCGGACUUUCUAAAAUUGCAGCCACCUGUAGUAUCUGCAUGCUGUGAAAAGUGAAGUGGCUCAAUAUUUGUUCUCCUUUUUCAGUAGCGUUGAAUUCUCCACUUUUCAGAGUAGGUGCUUUAACAAAAUGCCCAUGCGCAAAUGCACUUUUGUUAGUCCGUAGUCGUCUUUCUUUGAUGCCAGCAUUUACCUGCCAUUUCUAGGACACCUAAUGGGUCCAUGUGCCUCUGCUCAUUUUUAAGGCCUGUGGUAGUAUUUCACAGCCGUAAUAUUUGAAGCUGCACUAUAUUUCUUAAGCAUUACACUUGGUCCAACCAGGUUUCUGCACUACAACAUUUUAAUUUUAGAUUUCAAUUUGCCUGCGCAUCCUAAAUAUGUUGUCUGUAGUUAGUAAUGAAGUCACCGCACGUUAAACAGUUACUGUAGUUAGUAGUGUACUAAAGACUCCAUUGGCACAGUGAGGGGUGCGCUAGCCCUAGCACUUCAGUGUAGUUGUGGUUUUUACAACAAAUGCAGUUGAGGUCAGUUUUCAUCAUCAUUCAUCAGAAUCAGUACAAAUUAUUUUACCAAAAUAAGAGGGAUUAUACAAAAUGCAUGUUGUUGUUUAUUUAGUACUAACCUGAAAAAGAUAUUUCACUUUAUGUUUACAUAUAGUCCUCAA